Helianthus annuus (common sunflower) is the source of this 2977-nucleotide messenger RNA. Its product is annotated as U-box domain-containing protein 44. Lineage: Eukaryota; Viridiplantae; Streptophyta; Magnoliopsida; Asterales; Asteraceae. Gene Ontology annotation, molecular function: ubiquitin-protein transferase activity; protein binding. Gene Ontology annotation, biological process: protein ubiquitination. The transcript is spliced from 4 exons. The coding region runs from base 255 to 2690 and encodes 811 amino acids. The record is from RefSeq and is a predicted model, not a curated record.
UUUUUAGAACAAAGGUAUCGAGGUCACACCCUUGGACACCCUCUGAUGGUCAAAUCAGUACCAAGGCCAUAAUAACUAUAUAUCAAUGUAUAUGUUAUGUACAUAUGUAUAUGCGGUUAGAGAGAGGAUAGUAGAUACCAUGCUAAAGAUGGAGGGAAGGAAGUUCUUUUGAGGGGAGGGUUAUGUGGGCCCGGAUCCCAAAUGGGCCUAAGCUCAGGCUUUAAGCCCGAUCCAGACAGGUUGCGCGCGUUAUAAUGGCCGGGAACUGGGAUGAAAGUCAUGAAAUCGGUAGCCAAUCAGAUGACAGCUUUCAAUAUGAAAAACUACACAUAGAGCCUAUUUACGAUGCGUUCAUAUGCCCUCUUUCAAAACAAGUAAUGACAGACCCUGUAACGAUCGAAAACGGGCAAACAUUUGAACGUGCAGCCAUUCAAAACUGGUUCAACGAAUGUAAAGAAAGCAACAGGAAACUGGUUUGCCCUAUGACAUUAAAAGAACUAAAAACAACUGAUAUGAAUCCAAGUAUUGCUUUGAGGAACACAAUUGAAGAAUGGAGUGCUAGAAAUGAAGCUGUUCAGUUUGACAUGGCCCGGGUAUCGUUGAAUCUUAGUUGUCCUGAGACGGAUAUCUUGCGUGCUCUAAGAUUCGUUCAACGUAUUUGCCAACAAAGUGUUUCAAAUAAGCAUAUUAUUAGGAAUUCUGAGCUGAUUCCGAUGAUUGUUGAUAUGUUGAAGAGCAGUAGUCGUAGAGUCAGGUGUAGAACUUUGAAGACUCUUCGAGUUGUGGUGGAAGAUGAUGACGAUAAUAAGGAAAUAAUGGCUGAAGGGGAUAACGUGCGCACAGUAGUCAAAUUCUUGUCUCAUGAAAAGUCAAAAGAGAGAGAAGAUGCUGUCUCCUUGCUCUUUGAGCUCUCAAAGUUGGAAUCUUUAUGUGAUAAAAUCGGAUCUGUUAAUGGUGCAAUUCUCAUGUUAGUUGGAAUGACAAGUAGUAAAUCUGAAAAUCUGUUGACAGUUGAGAUGGCAGAUAAAACUUUGGAAAAUUUGGAGAAGAAUGAGAAUAAUGUGAGGCAAAUGGCUGAAAAUGGCAGAUUGCAGCCUCUUUUGACACUUAUACUUGAAGGUUCUCCAGAAACCAAACUAUCCAUGGCUUCAUACCUCGGCGAGCUGGCUCUAAGCAACGAUGUAAAAGUCUUGGUGGCUCGAACCGUUGGUUCAUCAUUAAUCAACCUCAUGAAAAGUGGUAACAUGGAGUCUCGAGAAGCGGCUCUAAAAGCCCUGAACCAAGUCUCAUCAUGUGACCCAAGUGCCAAAAUAUUGGUUGAUGAAGGUAUACUUUCACCGCUAGUCCAACACCUUUUUUCGGGCCAGAACCAGCUCCCAAUGCGACUCAAAGAAAUCUCCGCUACGAUACUCGCAAACAUUGUAACCUCGGAUUGCGAAUUUGACUCGAUCCCCGUGGGCCCCAACAACCAGACCUUUGUGUCGGAAUACAUAAUACAUAACCUACUCCAUUUGAUCAGUAACACCGGGCCCGCAAUCGAAGGCAAACUGUUACAAGUCCUUGUUGGGCUCACCAGCUCUCCGGCUACAUUGACCGGUGUCGUGUCUGCUAUCAAAAGCUCAGGUGCUAUUAACGGGCUAGUGCAGUUCGUUGAAGCCCCACAGCAAGAUCUCCGUUUGGCUUCGAUUAAACUUCUACAAAAUCUUUCACCAAACAUGGGUCAAGAACUGGCCAGUUCGUUACGUGGGACUGCGGGCCAGCUCAGCGGGUUAAUAAAAGUAAUUGCGGAAAACAUUGCAAGUACAGAAGAACAAGCGGCAGCAGUUGGGAUCCUAGCAGAUCUCCCCGAAGAAGAUAUAGGCCUAACACGUCAACUGCUCGAUGAAGGUGCGUUCGAAAUGAUGAUUUCGAGAAUCAGAAUGAUUCGACAAGGAGAACCAAGAAGAAGCCGGUUUGUAACACCGUAUUUAGAAGGGCUUGUCGGGGUACUUUCAAGGAUUACAUUUGUGUUACCCAACGAGCCGAAAGCCGUCUCUUUGUGUCGGGAUCAUGAUCUUACGGGGUUAUUCACCGAACUCCUUCAACAAAGCGGGCUCGAUAAAGUGCAGAUGGUCUCGGCUUAUGCUUUGGAGAAUCUAUCUCAAGAAUCCAAAAACCUGACCAAACUUCCGGAGAUCCCUGAACCGGGGUUCUGUGGGUCGAUCUUUCCUUGUUUUAGUACACAACCGGUGAUGACGGGUUUAUGUCGGGUUCAUCGUGGCUCGUGUUCACAAAGGGAUACUUUUUGUUUGUUAGAAGGACCGGCAUUACCGAGACUGGUGGCUCUUUUAGAUCAUGCAGAUGUGAAGGUGGUUGAAGCGUCUUUAGCUGCAUUGUCAACUUUAUUAGACGACGGUGUGAAUAUAGAAGGAGGGGUGGCGGUUUUAUGCGAGGUGGAAGGGAUUAAACCGGUUCUUGAUGUUUUACUCGAGAAACAAACUGAGAAUUUAGGAAGGCGAGCGGUUUGGGUGGUGGAAAGACUUUUAAGGACGGAUGAUAUUGCCUAUGAGGUGUCGGGUGAUCCUAACGUUAGCACUGCACUCGUGGAUGCAUUCCACAAUGGUGACUAUAGUACACGUCAGAUUGCGGAACGUGCCCUGAGACACAUUGAUAAGAUUCCUAACUUCUCAGAAAUCUUUCCCAACGCGUAAUCACACGGUCCUUGGGGGGUUUAUUGUACAAUAAGAGGUUUUUGUAUCAUAUUGUUUUCGUUACACUAUGUGUGAUGAAAAUUUUACUCAAACAUCAGCUCGUAAAUGACGAUGAUUCAAGAGCAAUUAAGAAUGAUGAUAGGAAGAAAAUGAUAAUGAUUUAAGAGCCGUUUUGGUAGUUUAUUUUGCAUUUAUAGUGUAUAUAGAUGUGUAUUAUGUAUAAUAGAUUUUGUAAGCAUUUAAAUGAACUGUGUAAGUUAUAGUAAUGUAAAGUUAAUGAAUUGGUA